Pomacea canaliculata is the source of this 8046-nucleotide messenger RNA. RefSeq names its product trafficking protein particle complex subunit 9-like. NCBI's taxonomy places the organism in Eukaryota, Metazoa, Mollusca, Gastropoda, Architaenioglossa, Ampullariidae. Gene Ontology annotation, cellular component: trans-Golgi network. The record is from RefSeq and is a predicted model, not a curated record. Bases 284 to 4153 code for a protein of 1289 amino acids. The transcript is spliced from 26 exons.
GACUGAAGCUCUCGCGUGAAGGAGCGUACUUUUUUACAUCUUAAGAUGGCUGCCUUGGUAAUCAUAGUCUGGUUUCUUGAUAGAUACUACAUUGCAGAAAGAACAGAUUUGGUGAAACUUUGUUGGUUAUCUUUGGGAUAAGACAAAAAAAGAAGAUAAACUGGCAAGAAAAGUUGGCAAGCAUUAUGGUCAGAUACUUUACUUUUCUGUUGAGGGUGGAAUGACAUUAUUGAUUCAGGUAGGGGAAAAAAUCCAAUAUGUUAAAAAAUAGACAGCUGCCAAGAUGAGUUUUGUAGACUACGGUCAGACUGUGGAGGACCAUCAGUCUUUACUUGUACUGGUUCGCCACACAGGCUCCAGUCUUCCUGCACACUUAUUCCGACGUGUUUGGGAGCGAAUCAGAAGUCUGAAUUCAGUGCAUGUUCAAGGCCAGAACCGAAAUGUUAUCGUCAGGUACAAGCGCACCUAUCCUACAGAGAACAAUGAAUGGGGAGAUUUCCAGGCACACAGAAAAGUAUUGGGACUCAUUUCAGUUGGAAAAUGUGUCGACCAUAAGGAAUUUGAAGAUCUAUUUGAAAACUACAAAAAGGUAAAGGAGGAAUAUGCCAGUACCAUCAUUAACUCCCGUCUUAUCAUCUAUGGGAUGAACACAGAUGGAUCACCUCUUGAUGAAGAGCAGGGACAGUCACCAUCAUCAGAGACUUCCGGUUCUGAGAUUGGAGAUUUAGGGGUUAAAAGUCAGACUGGGCUCUCAUAUGAACCUUGCCUAUCUUCGUCCGAGUUCUGUGAUACAGAUUCCUGUGGUAACCCUACAGACAUUACAGCGGAAGUUAAAGCACUGUCUGAAAAAGCUAAAGCUAGUCAAGUUGGAAGGGAUAUCCCACUAAGUGACCAUGAUUCUGGACUGGGAAUAAUAAUGGAAGGUAGUGAGACCAGCAGUAUGAAAAGCUCUAGUUUAUCUGGAAAUGACAGUGACAGCAUUAGCAUAGGCUUACAGAACUUAGAGAAAGACAGUGCUACAGGAAAAGAAGGAACAGUUAAAGCCAUAAAAGAGACAAAUGGGACAGUUUCCGAUUCCAAUGGAAAGGUGGUGGAAGUCAGACGACCACACAGCAAAAGCUUGACUAAAGAAAGCACAGGGUCAGAAGUCGUCUUCUACCCAAACAUCGACCAGUGUGCAGAUCUGGAGGAGAGACUCAGGGAAUUUGUGACAUCGCUUUUCUUUGUACUGGAAGGAAAGAGGUUGGAGCGAUCAUUUGAGCGCAAUGACCGCCUUGUGCUGCUUUGUGCUCCAUUCGAAAAGAAAGACUAUGUUGGAGUGGACACGGAUACAAAGACUUUCAGAAAGAGGUGUUUGGGUCGUCUACGGAAGCACUUAGGUGACCUGUGCCUACAGGCCAGCUUGCCAGGGGAGGCGAUUCUUCACUAUCAGACUUCGCUUGAUUGGCUACGAUCUGUUAAUGAUUUUUUGUGGAUGGGAGGUUGCUAUGAGGGUCUCUGUGCUUCCUCUGUCAUUAUGACAUGUCCAAAGAGCAACUCUGCACCUCUCAAAAGAAAUUUAUCUUUCUCAGUCAAACGUGGUGCCUCAACACCAGAUCUCAAACAGAGGCCAGCCUCAUUAAAAACUCAGACCUCACAUGGAAGCACCAUAGCCAAUGGACUUGAUCACUUAGAAGGACCUUCUCUUCACUGCCUUAACCCAGACGAUAUUAUUGAAAAAUACAAGGAAGCCAUAAUAAAUUACAGCAAGUACAAGAAUGCAGGUAUGAUAGAGAUGGAGGCAUCCCUGAAGGCUUGUCGAGUUCUCAUUUCCCAGGGGAAAUAUCUGCAGGCUUCAGAUUUCCUGCAGAAUGUGGUCUACAUCAAUUUUCCGACGUCAGAGGAAGAGAAGGUUCAGAAGUUUAUCACUUUGUCAUCAUUAUAUGGUCAAAUUGGUUUCAUGCGAAAAGAAGCAUUCUUUAAGAGGGUGGCAGCCAUGCAGUGUGUUUCUCAGUCGGCAUCAUCACCGGCAUGGCACCAGUGUUACCAACUGCUUCUCCAGGCACUCACUGGCUACAACAUUGCCCUGGACCCUCGAGAAAUGCCCCAAGGUAGUCUGUCUGGCUGGCCGGUUAUUCAGUAUCAAGUGCUACACGAGCUUGUCUGUUCAGCCCGCAGAAUUGGAAAUCCUCAACUAGCUGUUAGACAUAUGACCCUGUUGGUGCACACUAUGCUUCCGCAUAUGACGCCAAAAGAGCAACAAGAAGUGGUGGAAGCACUGAAGACACUGUCAGACCGCUGUCAGGGUACUCCUCAACCCUUGUCCACCAAUACCGGCUUGAUUCUGCCACCAGUCAACCUCACAACAUUGCCAACUGUCAAAUUAUUUCAGCCUUUAAGUGCAACACCACAUCUUCGUCCUGUCAAGAUUGCAGUAAAUGAUGACAGCACCGGGAGUAUCUUCAUAUACACACCUCUCUCAUUAGGACAGGCUGAUAAGAAAGUCGACUCAUGUUCCGUCGAUUUUCAAUGGGUGGCUGAAGAUAUGUGUGAGGUGCAGCUGCAGGUCAUUAACCCUUUCUCAGUGGAGCUGCAGUUGCUGUAUCUGGCUUUACUGACAGAAGCUUUAGAUGUGGAGUUGUUUCCUGUUAGCCCUACCAUUCCACCAGACUCGGACCCUAUAACCAUCAAGCUCACUGCCAAACCUAAGAAGCCUGGACAACUGAAGAUACUUGGCUAUGCCACACAGGUGUUUGGUGUAAAAAGCCAUUGCAAACUCCGAGACCUGACAUCUAUUGCUGUGCCACCAUAUUAUGUUGUUGAGGUGAUCCCUGCCCUCUCCCAGGUGACAUUGUCGUGCUCACUCCCCAAGGCAGUCACAUUUGCAUCCUCCUCCUCAUCAGAAGGUGCUACUGUUGUAGCCAACACUUCAACUAUUUUAUAUGCUGGUCAGAGUCAAGACUGUGUUGUGACGCUGGACAAUGUCAGUUUAUAUUCCGUCACUUCCCUGGGUGUAAAGCUGGGCAUGCGCACUGAUGCUAGAGAGUGUGUCAACAAAAUGUUUGCAUGGAGUGAUGAAAACAUUCAGUCCCAGCUGCCCCUGCAACCAGGAAAUCAGCUGUGCAUGACCCUUGCACUUUAUGGCUACAGUGAUUUUCUCCUGCCACCAGUUACGUCCCCUGAGCUGUCUUCCUCUUCAGUGUCAAGUCACUCGCGAACAGAAAACCUAGAUAUAAAGGGUACCCAGACAGUAGAAGCAUUGCUGGCUGUGCAGUACAGUGGAGGGCCAGGGCAUGAAGCAGGUUACUGCCGCCGAUGUUCUCUGGCAGUGACUGUGGAUAUUCUGCCGUCCAUCUACAUCACAAACUGGGAUGCUGUACCCCUUAGCAGUGGUCAGGAGGUGGCACUAGUCCUGGAUCUGCUGAAUGCCUCUAGUCAUCAAAUCGAUGUCCAGUGUGGGAGUGGUACAGGAGAUGGUGCUGUGCCAGUUAUUAUUGAGUCACAGCAGUGUCGCAGAAUCGUAGUAACAGUUCCCAGGGUGUUGUUCCCUGAACAAGAGAAAUCGCAGACUUUUGAGUCCCAAGUGCCAUCGAAGUAUCGGACAUGGCGUGUGCCUGACUUCUACAGCCAGUAUCUUUCACAGUUUGUGGAUGUUCGCUGGAGCAUGUCAGCUGCCAAGGUGAGUGGCAAGGUGAGCAUUGAUCACCUGAAAUGGAGUUCCCCUCAACUGGAAGUCAUUCGAGUUCCUGCUGUUUCUUGGGAAGUGAGUCUAAAUGGACGUCACUAUGUAAACAUGGCACCAGAUCUAAUGCAUUUUGCUGUGGAGCAGCCCAUCACUGUCAACAUAACCGUGAGUGCCUCACAAGGGGCGGAGACUGUGCAGGAUGUUCGGCUCGGCAUCCAGCCCAUGCAGGAGGGGGGUCAAGGUGAACUUCAGCACCCAGUGGAGCCAAGUGCCUUCAUUUGUCUGGGAUGUCAAACACGACUGUCGCCAAAGCUUGGACCAGGAUCCAGCUUAAGUCAUAACUGCACUCUUGUGUUCCUGUGUGCUGGCCACUACCGUCUUCAUAUAUCCUGCUGUGGCAUGGACAGUUCCUCCGGCACAGAGUUGUCGUGGCGCUGUCUCCCAGUUCCAGAACUGACUGUCGUAGAAAAUGCUGCUGCUGUUGUCUAGUCACUAGGAAAUAUUGCUCAGCAGAUGUUUUUGAUUUUGUCAAGUAUACAUGUUCCGUGCUAAAAGACGCGGAACAUUUAUCUGAACCUCAACUGUAAUCAGUACAUGUUUUAAAACCAUACAAUAGAGAAUUUUGUCCAAGAACUGCCUUGGGUUUUCUUUAAAAUAUAAAGUCUUUUUAGGUGUUCUGCCAAUGUUCUGCCUUGCUGCCAGAGCAGAAGUGUUUUCAGGAGCCUGAUUGGUAAUAAAGGACGAGCCAUUCCAUGGCUGUUGUUACUUAGGUGGCAAAUACCAAGAGUGUUUUUGGUUUUUUUUAAUGACACAAAUUAAUAUUCUUACACAAAAGUUUUGGGAUGGACAUAACUUACAAGCAUGUGUGGUCAUUGUUUCCAUAAAGAAUUGCACACUCAGGGUCCUGGAAACAAAUUAUUUCCACCUUUCAUCCCUGCCUCUUACCCUUGCCCUGAGAAGAAAGGGGUGGAAUACUUGCAUCAAGUCAUCAUAUUCAUUUACCCUUCACCUGGUUAUAACAUGACAUGUCUUACAGACAUUGGGGGGAAGGGAUGCAUAUGUGGUACAAGAAUCUUUGAAGUUUCAGGUUAGAGGUUAGCAGUACAAGCUGUUAUACAGGUCAGAUCUGAUUUUAAAAAAAAAUUACACUGGUGAGAGGUGUAUAUGUAGGUAGUGGUUGGUACACAGCUUUGGAGCAGGUUGGCAGUUCAAGGUUUUCCUGAAUCUGUGAUCAAAAACUACCCAUUCCACCCAUUGUAUUGCUGCCUGAUUUAUUAUGGGUGGGGGGGUUAUGGAGGGAGGUAGCAGAAAGAGGAGGUUGCAUUCUGCUCUAGGCACAGUCAGCAACUUACACUUUACUUCUUUUGUGACCACUGUGGACUCACUUUCUUAGCACAGGUUAUGCAUCUUCUGAUGUGAAAUUUCCUCCGAUUUGUAAUGUUUCAAAUCUACCAUUAGAAGUGUCAAAGUAGGCAGCUGAAGAUGUUGGUAAGUACAAUGCAGGAUGCCUUGCUGCUUGUUAGGCAGUUUGUGACUGCACAUAUUGCUCAGGUGUAAGUGUCCAAGGUGAAAAUGAUGCCAUCAAACCAGUUUGCUAGACCACAUUUCCAAAUGUUGCUAAACAUUGACCUUACAUCAUCUGUGGCAUUCUACUACAUACUUGUGCAAAUCAUACGCUAAGGUUUUUUUACUUUAUCUUAGGUCCUGGGAGAGUUGUGGCAACUUUUGUGAACUUGUCUGUGACUUAUGCCACUUUUUACACACAGUUGUUCUUGAUCACAAUAAAUUCCUUUUGAUCUAGGAUGAUUUUACUUCUGCACAACAUAUAGCCAUGUUUGUUCUGUUGUCUUUGUUUCAUUUUCUGCCUCAACUUCCAACUCAGCUUCUGCAGUUUAUCAUGAGGACUAAAUGAUAAUUUGAGCAUGAUGCCCAGGUCCAAUCACCAAGCAUUCUGGUUUUAAUGUUUCAAAAACAAAAAAAAAAGUGUUGUCAUGUGACAUUCCUCUAUCAGAUUGCCAUAUGCUUAUGCAUCAGGGAGGGAUUAACAGAUAGGUGAAAUCUGACAAGAGGAUUUUAAAACCCAUAAAGUAGUUAUCACUUAUGUAUUUUAAUUGUUUAUAAAAUACAAGGAACAUGAAAAUAAUUCUGCUGAGAAAUGCUGUUACAUUGUUAAACCCUUUUUUCUUCACUGACUGGAGGUCUGGGUGUAACUGUAUAGCUGUUGGUUUUUUUGUUGUUUUUUUUUUUUUUUUUGGAUCAGUACAGAAGUUUGGAUUUGGCUAAGAAAGAGGUAGAUAUGCAUUUUGCAGUUGCUUUGAGACCUCUGUGUUCUGUUCAUUAACUUGUGCAUGCUCCAUGCCCUCAUCAUUGGAUUCCAGUGAUUCUUCCCCCCCACCCACCUCUUUUUACUCCCUUCAGCAUAUUUUUAUCCUCCAUGAGUUUCUGUUCUCUGAAUGUGUUUAUCGGCUUAUAUGUGAUUAUAUAUAUACUGAACCUUAUAUCCAACCAAAAAAAAAUCUCUGCCUUUCAUCCCCUAAAGUAACAUUGAAAAAGAAUUUUUGGCAUUGUUUUUAAGAGGUAGAUUCAUGAUAUAAAGUGCAUCACAUUAGGUGUUACUAAGAAGUGUUAAUGAAGUAAAUCUUCAGGUUCACCUAAAAAGUCAAGGUUCACCUAAAAACAAAAACAAACUGGAAAUCAAACUAUUUUUUUAAAAUUCUCAGGUGUGAGAAUGUUCCGGUUCUUGUGCAGCUGCAGUAGUUAUUUUUAAUUUUUUUUUUUACUGCACAUUGUCAACAAAUAUGUGCUAGAUUGCCGGUCAGCUGGCUUGUUCAUUAAUUUAUAAAUCUGAUGGUUCUUCGAAGAAAGAAAAAUAUGCAUUACUGCUGCCAAGAAUUUAGCUUGCAGCAGUGCUUGUCUCAAUCUGUUGAUCUCGCAUGAAUACUCUCACUUCCUUCAAAUAUUCUCUUGAUGAAUCAAUAGAACUUUACUGAUAUUUUAAUUCUGUUUGAAACCGGAAAAAAGUACCCGUACUUGAGAAAUACUGUUGUUUUCAGGUUUUACCCACUCCACACCUGACUUUCACUUGUCCCAAAUCUAAUGCAACUUUUCCAUGAGUUGUCAAGCAUUGAGCCCCUAUCUCCUCAAUCAGGCUUCUUUAAACAUGACCAGACUUCCUCCAUCAGAUACUUUUUCUUUUCUUUUUGUUAGUGUUAUAUUCUCUGCAACAUUCAUCACUCGCAUCAAAAUCUGAUCACAAUUAUCGGAAGAUGUCUUCCAUGUCACAAGCCUACAUGGUUCGUCUUGAUGUCAUAAUGUUAACAGGUCUGUGCUCUGCUUCUCUAGCCUGCCUUAGCAGUGCCUCUUGGGAGAAGCAGUUUGCAACUGAAAAUCCUAAGUGGUUACUGAUUUUGUUUUUCUUCACAGUUUCAGUUUGUGUAUCAGACAGAAUUUAUUACUCUCUAUAGCAGAUGAAUAGCUGUUGUUAUCAUGUCAAGGUUUUGUGUGCAAAGAAUUGGAGAAUGUAGCAAUAUUUUAUCUAAGCAUGUAUAAAGGGUUUUUUUUCCAAUAAUUCUUUGGUGUGUGGUAUUUUUUGUAAGACAUAGUGGGAAUGGGAUAUUUGUAUGCUGUUACUGACAGUACUAGAAACAAACUUGUGCACAGAAUGUAUUUGCUGGGAAACUAUGUAUUAUAUGCUCACCAGGACGUAAUAGUAUUCUUUACACGAACGGAAGCAAAUUAUGUAAAGACUGUUUGCUGAAUAACAGGUCUAUGUGUCAUAUGCUCAACAGGUUGUCAUAUUUAAAUGGAGAAACGCCUUCUAAUGAUUUUUUUUUUUUUUAGGUAUAUGCAUUUGCAGCAAACUUGCAAAUUACCAGGCAUGAACAAGUACCUUUCCUUUAAUUAGAAAUUUGAACAUAAAUUUUGGGAUGUAAAUAUUAAAUGUAUCAUACAUUCCACAUUGCUUUGUAGCCAUGCUUUCUUAUAAGAAUAUAGUAGUUUUUACCUUUCUGUGCAAAUGCAUGAACGACAGUGUGCCAAUGACUGUGAUAAGGGGUAUUUAGGAAUAAUUCCAUGAACUUUAAAAAACUAAAUUUGAGGUGCCUUUUGUUGGGAGACCAUCUUCUUGUGAUAGUGCCAUCGAUUUUGGCAAAUGUACAGUGUGUAUUUUAGCAUGACCUUUAACAACCCAGGAGACUGCAGGGGCCAAUAAAAAUUGCAAAUGUUGCCAUAUUAGAAUCCUGCUAUUGCAUGCAUAUUUGAUCAAGACAAUUGGCUAAGAUGCUUAGUGUUAGCAAAUGCCGCUGGUUGUGUGAAAAAUAAAUUUGUUCACCAAUUAAGUCAUUUCAGCUAUUUAACUCACAUUAAAAAGUUAUCCAAGGAAA